Molecule: messenger RNA, 2312 nt
Organism: Daldinia vernicosa
Lineage: Eukaryota; Fungi; Ascomycota; Sordariomycetes; Xylariales; Hypoxylaceae
Product: PTR2-domain-containing protein
Exons: 9
Coding region: 269-2101 (610 amino acids)
Biological process (GO): transmembrane transport
Cellular component (GO): membrane
Molecular function (GO): dipeptide transmembrane transporter activity
Source: RefSeq, a predicted model, not a curated record
GGAAGAUGGGAGGCAAAAAUGGUCGUUACGCCGAAUCCCAAGGAUUCGGAUCCAGAUUCUCGACUAAAGAUCUAACCAUGGUCCCGUCCAAUCAUCCAAGACCGGUUUCACAGGCCGGUAUCGAAUCACUGGAUUGUAGAUAUACCCAUGUGUCGUAGGAUAUAUUAAUAAGGGCCAUGCGAACCAUCUCGUUGGACCUACGCAUCCUGUAGACUUUUAGCCAGUCUCGCGACCUAUUCCCCAGAUCCAAGGAAAGCAUCCGCCCAUCAUGGCUGAGAAUGUUGUCGGUCUCAAUGUCAAAAAAGUCGUCGAACCAGAUGCAGACCCAGUUCCGGGUAUCCACGAUGGAGAAAGACAUCAUGCACAGGACAAACCCGUAAACAAGUCCUCCGAUUCUCCCCGCGCCGAUUCGGUUCCCGAAUCGCUUGAAGAAGCUGGCCCUGUUAUCGACUAUGAAGCCUACCCACCUCCGACCGAAGAGGAACGGAGGACGUUGCGCAAAGUCAACGAUUCUAUCCCUCUGGCCGCCUGGUCCCUUUGCUUUGUGGAACUGGCCGAACGAGCUUCUUACUAUGGCGUCAAAGCUGUCUUUAACAAUUAUAUGCAGUUUCCUCUCCCAGAGGGCGGCCCCGGGACCGGUGCUAUUGAUAAGUCAAAGCCCAACUCACAUGCUGGUGCCCUCAACCUUGGCAUUCAAACAGCUUCUGCUUUGGGUCUCCUGUUCACCUUCCUAGCAUACGUCAUUCCUAUCUUUGGUGCCUGGGUUGCGGAUGUAAAAAUCGGUCGUUAUAAAGCUAUAAUCUGGGGUGUCAUUAUUGGAGGUGUUGCCCACGUAAUUAUGGUCGGAGGGGCUGCUCCAGCUUUACUUCAGGCCGGAAAAGGCGUGGCUCCCUUCCUUGUUUCUUUCAUAUUGCUUGCCAUCGGAGCUGGCAUUUUCAAACCAAAUGUUGCGCCGACAGUUAUUGACCAGUACUCGUAUCAAAAAGAAUAUACGAAGGUACUGAAAAGCGGAGAGAAAGUGCUUGUCGACCCAGAGACAACGGUCAGUCAUAUCAUGCUUAUUUUCUACGCGUUUGUCAACGUGGGUGCAUUUUUCAGCAUCGCUGUGGUCUAUGUCGAAAAGUAUCACAGCUUCUGGCUUGCUUUCCUCCUCCCAGGCAUCAUCUAUUUCCUGCUACCGAUCCUACUCGCCGUCAUGUAUAAGCGGACCAUCAAGAAGCCACCUCAGGGUUCCGACCUAGCCCGUUUCGUGAAGAUCACUCUUUCAGCUUUGAAGAAGAGUAAAGGAAACAUCUUCUCGCAAAGGUUAUGGUAUAAUGUGAAGCCUUCUGUGCUAGCGGAGCAAAAUAUCCAUGUCACCUACUCUGAGAAGGAUGUAAGUGAUACUGAACGAACUUGGACGGCCGUACGGAUAUUCUGCUACAUUCCUAUUUGGAAUCUCAAUGAUGGCGGCGUAGGCAGUACUCAGAGCUCCCAGGGCGCGAGCAUGACUUCUCAAGGUGCACCUAAUGAUCUACUCGGUCACUUUAAUCCUCUAGUGAUUAUCGUAUUUUCGCCAUUGAUGGCCGAGAUAGUAUAUCCAGCCCUGGAGCGCAGAAAGAUCAAAGUCGGCCGUAUUACUCGGAUGACAAUCGGCUUUGUACUUGCCACCAUUUCCGGAAUAUUUGGUGCUGUAGUACAGUUAUAUGUCUAUAGGACAUCACCUUGCGGCUAUUACGCUACAGACUGCGACGAGGUAUCGCCAAUCUCAAUUUGGUGGCAGAUUCCAAACGUUGCUCUGGGCGCAAUGUCCGAAGUUUUUGUCAACGUUACAGCAUACGAGCUCGCAUACGCUCGUUCCCCGGAGAAUAUGAGGGCUACAGUCAUUGCUCUCUUCUUAUUCAUGACUGCUCUGAGUAGUGCCUUGGGUGAAAUUUUGAUUCCCGCAAUUACAGAUCCCACCCUUGUGUGGGCUUGGGCUGCUCCGGCAAUAGCACUCGCUAUUCAAACCAUUAUCUUCUGGUGGCAACAUCGCAAUGUCAACGACGAUGCUUUCAUGACACACGAAGAGGAUUUCCAACAGUUGGCCAGCGAAACAAAGACUUCUAAGGAAGAGAAGUAAGGUGACUUAGUGUCAUUGAAAUGCAACCUUGGUCAAAGCUGGCAAAUCAUAUACUUAUGCACAACAUACCUACCUAGUAUAAUUAUUAAGAGAGUACAAGCUGAAUACUAAUACAUAACACUGUUAAUUGAGCUUUAAAGUUCGGGUCUGCUAUGCCUAGGUAGAUAGUAUAUUAGGUAUUAUACGUAGGGUUAUAUAUCCCGCCGAAGAG